Messenger RNA from Didymella exigua CBS 183.55, 788 nucleotides. RefSeq lists its product as uncharacterized. NCBI's taxonomy places the organism in Eukaryota, Fungi, Ascomycota, Dothideomycetes, Pleosporales, Didymellaceae. The transcript has 2 exons. The record is from RefSeq and is a predicted model, not a curated record. The coding region runs from base 113 to 577 and encodes 154 amino acids.
CGUCAACGGCGGGCGCUGACCUGUGACGACACACCGUGUUGUCGGCGAUAGUAAUAAGACUGCAAAUGUUGAGGUUGCUGCAAAUGUGAGUCUGCACGUGAGCAGCAAGUCAAUGUCAGCUGCAUUGAUAGUUCUGGUAUCCUACGACGUUGACAUCACGCUCCAUCAUGGUGUUCGAGACGCAAACGCCGACUUCGAGGUGUCCCCAUUCGUCUGCUUACCGAGAUGCAGUAGCGGAUCCGAGAGCGAGGCCAGGUGCAAGGCUGUGUCGUGGGCUUUGAGGUCUUGUCCAGCAACACCCUCAUCGUGCUGCUUCUUGAUAAGUUGGUCUGCAUAUGCGAGCCGAGCAUCAUUCUUUGUAAGCGUCUCGUUACGGGCACCACAGUGUCAAAGGCCGCCUUGGCCCAAAUCCGACUUGUGGAAUCUUUGCUUGUUCUGUGCGAGAAGAACUUUUCAAGUCUUUUUGACGUUAGAGAGAUGUUCAGGGGAUUGUUGGCAGUUGGCUUCGACCGUUGUUCUUCAGCCCUGUGCCUUCCGCAUGGGGCGCCCCUGCCGUCUCAACUACGAUUGCGAAUGACGCAACUUCUUCAUUUUAUCAACACAACCCUUGUCGCGCCAUAUCGUGUUUGAGUCACCCCAGGAUCUUCGCAACUCUUGAUCGCACACCGUCUUCACACGACAUAGCGCACACUCUGUCACCAUCCGCUGGCAUCCAGCUCGCUUCGUUACUUCUUCACGAUGCACCUCGUACCUAUCGCCCGAUUGCAGAUCAGGUCCUCCGGUUUGUA